This is a messenger RNA of Pelagomonas calceolata, 1556 nucleotides long. NCBI's taxonomy places the organism in Eukaryota, Pelagophyceae, Pelagomonadales, Pelagomonadaceae. The record is from the annotation of a GenBank genome assembly.
GCCAGAUGACUGCCUGCAAAUCUCUACAAAGCCCCUGUAGCGCUUGCAGCCCCUGUCAAGCCCGCAGCAUCCCAGCGCUCGAAAUAGCUGCCCUGAGCCGUCAAAUUGCUUGCACGGGCAGCCCACGGCCAAUCAUGGCGGCGCAAGUGGCGCCUGAUGGUCAGGUGCCUGAGGCUGUGGUGCGACGCGUGAACGGUGAACACAAGCACACCAAUGCACAUGCAAGGGACAUCAAAUCCCGCGGCGACGACACGUCCAUCGAUGAACCCUGGGAGGUAGAUCCAAAGCUAGCGUUCAACGACUCGUACGUUAUGUUCACGACGAAGAUGUAUCUCUACCCGAAGCUCGCGCUGCUCUGGCUGCCGACGUUCCUGCUGACACUACCGUACGCGUCGCUUGCACAUACGUACGGCUCAUGUUUACCCGUGCCGACGGACCACGUCCGCCGCGGCGCGGGGUUCCAUGCUAGCCUGCUCGUCGCCCGCCUUCUACUUAUUCCCACCUUCGUCCUGGGCCUCGUGAGCCUCGUCCUCGACUACGUGUUCUACUACCUCUUCGGCGGGCUCUUCUUCCUGCUCUUCGUCCGGGACUUGAAGCAGUACCGCGCCUCUCAAAAGGUUAUCGCGCCGUACCGAGGCGGCACGAUCCUAGUCGAGGACAUCUUCGUCGCGUCGAUCGGGCAAUGCCUCCGCAAUGGGACAAUGGAGCAUGCCUUAUCCUUUACCACAAUGCUGACGGUGAUGCCCUGGGUCAAAUAUUACAUCAACGCGAAUCCGCUGAUCUAUCCGCUCAAGGAGCGCUUCGUGCAGCAAAUUUCGACCUCGUGGCACGACCUCGGCCCCGACGUUGCCCACGAGAAAGUGCGCGAGAUCAUCUCGCGGAGCCGGCAGGAGGGGCGCCUGGCCAAGCGGAUGGACAUGUGGCGGUUCUGUCCGCACUACCCGUAUCCUCCGCCGGGCCGGCGCUGGGCGAACGGCCUGCAAGCCGGAAAUAUUUUCACGCUCCUGACGCACGUGACCCACGGCGUCGCGGAGGCGCGGGGCGUCACCGAGAAGGAUCAGUUCGUCCUGUCGAACUGCACCGAACGACCGGUCUGGAGGGUCAUGCUCUGGUACUCGAAUCCGUACCAUUUUCUUAGCGGGUGGGUGGAGGCCUCGAUCACGAACGGAGAACCGUCCCAGAAGGACAAGGUGUUUGGCGGGGAACACCCCAUGUGGCUCGUCACGGCUCCGAGCCCGUUGCUCAGCAACCGAGACAGUCUCACGGGCCCGGGCGUCAUCGACGCCUUUUUCGACUCGUGGCUGCCAGUCAUUGCCAACGAAGUCCGCCGCCUCGCGAGGGGCGCGGAAUACGCGGCGUCGAUGCACCAGGAGGUAGUCUCGAAGGACGGACUGUCGCGGCCCGCGGCAAGCGUUGGCAUGGAUAAGCUCAGCGAAGACGCCGAAAAGAUUGACGCGCAUCGCGAGCUGCGGGCGGCGGCGAAGAAAUCCAAAACGGCACGCAUCCUGAAGAAAGCUGGCCGUCAUCGCGUUCUCCGCCGAUCAGACCUCCUGCCG